Molecule: messenger RNA, 210 nt
Organism: Menidia menidia (Atlantic silverside)
Lineage: Eukaryota; Metazoa; Chordata; Actinopteri; Atheriniformes; Atherinopsidae
Source: the annotation of a GenBank genome assembly
AUGGUUCGCGAAGUGGAAAAUUUGGAGGAUUUCAACAAAAUCCUGAAGGAAGCUGGGGAGAAGCUGGUGGUGGUGGACUUCACGGCUACUUGGUGUGGCCCCUGCAAACAGAUCGGCCCAAAAUUUGAAGAUCUGUCAAAACAGCCAGAAAACAGCAACGUGGUUUUCCUGAAGGUGGACGUGGAUGAAGCUGAGCCCUUAUGGGAUUAG